Molecule: messenger RNA, 851 nt
Organism: Cricetulus griseus (Chinese hamster)
Lineage: Eukaryota; Metazoa; Chordata; Mammalia; Rodentia; Cricetidae
Source: RefSeq, a predicted model, not a curated record
AUGUCUUUCCAGUCAGAAAAGGACAAACAGAGACUGAUUCAAGCUGCCAAAUUAUUCUUCUUACACAUAAAAGAUCUGGUAUCCUUCAUAAAUAAGUUUGUUGAACUGUUUAACCUCAAGAUGAAGACUCAGAUCCGCCCAAUGGAUCUGAAUGAAGAUAGUUACAUUAAAGAUUUCUUUGAACAAAUGGUCAAAAAUUUUAAAGAGAUGCAAGCUAUGGUUGAUAAAAAGCACAAACAAAUGCAAAAGGAGUCAUUGUGUUUCAACAUGGUGACUGCUGUGGAGAAGUGUGCCACCGUGGGUCCACACAACACAGCGAAAGAAAUGUUCAAAAAUAUCCAGACACCAGUUAUUGCCUCUGUGCUGAGAAGUCCUCUCCUUGGGAGUCUGGAAACUUCACUUUCACUCCUGAUAAAGUUCCCCAUCAUGGGUCUUCGAUUAAGUGACUUAUAUAGAGAAGAGACCAAAAAGCAGCGAGGUGCCGCCACAACUGAGAAAAGCACGAGUCCAGAAAGUCCCCAAAUCAUGCCAGAGGAUGCCUUGAGAAAGCUGCGAGAUGCCCUAAGAACUGAGGAUGUCGACAAGCCGCUGAAAACAGCUGCAGAUGAACUGGAACAGUUUGUCAAGACUAUGGAGCCAACCUUAGAGUUUCUUAAGAAAGCCAUAAAGAUCAUGGAAGGGGAUAUCUGCCCAUUUGGGGAAGCCGGGGCCAAGUAGAGGUGCACUGAAAGAUGUGUUCCUUCCUAUCUGAGAUCAACUUGAAUUCUCUAGGUUUUUUUGUGGCACUUCGUGCAUUCCGUUAAUGCUCAUGUGAGGUAUGUUAGAACUUAAGUGCAGAGAGUCAUCACCCG